UUAUUAUUUCUCCUUUCUGUCACUGAUUUUCUUCUCUUUGACAAAAGCAAACAAGAAUCAGCCAUCAGUGAACAACGAAGAGAAAAAGAAGUAUUUGUUUCUGGACAGACAGCAGAUCUUUGUGAUUCUCGUGGUUAUUAAUUUUUGCAAGUCAUUCAGAAAGUGAAAGUAAUGUUGAGAUUGCUGGAGCUCAAACAGUGAGAAUGGCUUCAUUAUCUGUAGAAGAGCUUUCUUGUCCCGUGUGCUGUGACAUCUAUAAGGUUCCUGUUAUUUUAUCAUGUAGUCACAGUGUCUGUAAAGAGUGUCUUCAACAAUUCUGGAGAAGCAAGAAAACUCAGGAGUGUCCUGUCUGCAGGAGAAGAUUCUCAAAAGACAGUCCUCCAUUUAAUCUUGCAUUACAAAACUUGUGUGAGUCGUUCCUGAAGGAGACAAAUGAGAGGCGUUCAUCAGGAUCUGAGGAGAUCUGCAGUUUACACAGUGAGAAACUCAAACUCUUCUGUCUGGAGGACAAACAGCCUGCGUGUGUCAUGUGCUUUACUUCAGAACAACACGACAAUCACAAAUUCAGACCAAUAAGAGAAGUGGUUUCAUCAUAUAAGGAGGAGCUCAAUACAGCACUGAAGUCCUUACAGGAGAAACUUAAAAAGAGAGAAAACGUGAAAGAAGAGUUUGAGAAAACAGUUCAACACAUCAAGUCUCAAGCUGAGCACACAGAGCGUCAGAUUAAACAGCAGUUUGAGAAGCUUCAUCAGUUUCUCAGAGAUGAAGAAGAAGCUACAAUCACUGCACUGAGAGAGGAAGAGGAGCAGAAGAAGCAGAUGAUGAAGGAGAAGCUGGAGGAGAUGAACAGACACAUCUCAGCUCUUUCACACACAAUCAAAGACGCGGAGGAGAUGAUGAAAGCCAAUGACGUCUGCUUUCUAAAGGAGUUUCCAGUCACGAUGGAAAGAGUCCAGAUCUCACAGCCGGAUCCACAGACGCCUUCUGGAGCUUUGAUUCAUGUGCCACGAUACUUGGGCAACCUGCCCUUCAGAGUCUGGAAGAAGAUGCAGGGCAUCGUCCAAAACACUCCUGUGAUUCUGGAUCCAAACACUGCUCAUCCACGUCUCGUUCUGUCUGAUGAUCUGACCAGUGUGAGAUUCAGCGAGAACAAACAACUGCUUCCUGAUAAUCCAGAGAGAUUCAACUAUUAUCUCUGUGUUCUGGGUUCAGAGGGUUUUAACUCAGGAACACGCUGCUGGGAUGUGGAGGUUAAAAAGAGUCAAUGGUGGAGUCUUGGAGUAACUACAGCAUCAAACCAAAGGAAGGGAGGUGUUUUCUUUAACACUGAUGUCUGGAGUGUGGUGUACAGAUGGUCUGAACAGCUUGGUUUUCCUGUUAAACAGGAUCUUGAGCGUGUGAGAGUGUAUCUGGACUAUGACAGAGGAACGGUGUCAUUCUCUGAUCCUGUAACUAACACACAUCUACACACAUUCACAACCACCUUCACUGACACACUCUUUCCUUUCUUCUGUACUCUUGACUCUCUGAAGAUCUUACCGUUCAAUAGUCAGUAAACGUUACUCCUGUAGUUCUGGAUCAACCUGAUUUCAUCUUUUACAUUCAUUAUGUUUCCAAUAUUUAAUCCAUAUCACAAUUUCAAUAUUUGUUCAUCAUGAGACUAAAUGAAUAAUUGUUUAUUUCAGUUAUAUAUGUGAAAUCACAAUUAUUUCAUUGACGUAAAUGAUGUAAUCCACAUGGAAUACUGAAUAUAUGUCGGGCUCCUUGACGUCGGCGUAGAAUUGAAUGAAAUAUAAAUACUAUGAAAAUACUUCAUUAAAGUUGUUUACAAAUCUGAUUCUCAGAACAAAGUCUCUGUGACUCACUGAAAACUCUUUAAAAGUUUGUCUCAGUUUCAGAACCAGAACAAUGAUUUUUUUUUUUUACAUUAAAAACUGUGAUUAUAUGAUUUUAGUAAUGAAAGGUUAAAUGUUUGUGCAUGAUAUCUAGUUUGUAAGUCAUGGAAAUGCAUUGAUCUAAAAGUGUGAAUCCUGAAUUUUGUUUAUUUAUGUUUCCCCAAUGAAUGAAUAAAUGAA
Molecule: messenger RNA, 2075 nt
Organism: Onychostoma macrolepis
Lineage: Eukaryota; Metazoa; Chordata; Actinopteri; Cypriniformes; Cyprinidae
Product: nuclear factor 7, brain-like
Exons: 6
Coding region: 204-1556 (450 amino acids)
Molecular function (GO): protein binding; zinc ion binding
Source: RefSeq, a predicted model, not a curated record